This is a messenger RNA of Volvox carteri f. nagariensis, 4683 nucleotides long. RefSeq lists its product as uncharacterized. Lineage: Eukaryota; Viridiplantae; Chlorophyta; Chlorophyceae; Chlamydomonadales; Volvocaceae. The transcript is spliced from 16 exons. Bases 1 to 4683 code for a protein of 1560 amino acids. Gene Ontology annotation, molecular function: calcium ion binding. The record is from RefSeq and is a predicted model, not a curated record.
AUGGCGCUGAUUAUGGAUGCUAGCGUUAUUCGAGACCUGACAGCGAGGAGUCCUCCUCGCCAGGACUCGGCGUCAGGAGCCCCACCCUUCUCCCAUUCCCGGCUCCGCGGCUAUGCCGGUCGAAUGGAAGGCAUGCUAGAGCCCAAGGUUCUUCUGGGCAGCUCCAUCGCCCUCACUGCAGCGGGCCUAGCGGACCCACUGCUCCCCCUCGCCGGCGGCAGUAGCAACAGCCACAGCAACAGCCCGCGGACCCUGGCGCCCGUGCAACCGCCAACCCACGCAAUCCCACACACUGAACAGCAGCAGCUAGCCGGGGCCGCGGGUGCAGCCGGGGCCUUACGGAGGCAUAGCGGCGGGGAUGCUGACGGCGGGGAGCUACAGCCGCAAUCGCCACAGGCGUCACAGCAGCAGCAGCAGCUUGGGGGGGGCCAUCACGCGCGUUUCGCGCCGGCGCCGUCGGCGGUUUACUCCGCGCCUGGGUCGACGGGGAGUAGCUCCAUUGGCGGAGGUGGAGGCGGAGGCUUGCACCCGUCAUCGCGAUUCGUCCCGCCAGGGCAGCUGUCGCCGGUGCCUGCAGCAGCAGCGUCGCCGCUGCCAGCAACGGCGGCGGCGUCAUCUGCCGCCGCCGCCGCCAACCCUGACGACCUGGCGGCGGCACUGUCCCAGAUUCAGGCACUCAAAGCGGAGAUCGCGGGUGUGGAGACCGUGCUAGGCUAUCUGAAGGGCUCCGAAAUCGCCACCACGACGAUGGGGCGUAAGGCCCAUAAAUUGCCCUCCCAGGAGCAGCUCCGCGCAAGGGCCGAAGCGCUAACAGCCAGUCGAGCGUCGGCGCGCUUCGCCGGCGCCGCCGCCGCCAGCACUAUCACGGCGACCUCCACCGAUUCGUUGUUGUUGACAUCACCGCCGCCACGAGGCGGCAUUCAUGCCGGCGGUGGCGGCGGCGGCGGCGGCAGCGCUGCCGGCACACCGGCACGGGCGCGGUCCGCCGGCGACGCGCCCGCUAAGGGGCCCAGCGGUACGACAGCGGUGUUUGAUACGCUGGCGGCGGAGACGAAGCUGGGUCGUACAUGGCGGGUACCGCGGGGGCCACAGCCCAUGGGUCGGGGGGAGGCUGUCGUCUUGGAGGCGGCGUUGGACGAGGCGCUGCCGGCGGGGGCCAUUACAGCAAAGUACGGCAGCGGCGCCACCGUGGAACUGUCGUUCUGGAGCGGCGGCGAUGUACGGCAGGACUUUGAGAUGCUAGAAAUGGUGCAGCGGGAGGUGGCACGGCAGGUCAGCGCGUCAUGUGUGGAGCGGGGCCGUAUCGUUGAGAAGCUGGCGGAUCGGUUCUCGGAGAUUUUCGUGGCGGUGGUAGCCGCUGCCAGGACGGCUGCGGAGGCGCAACGAAGGCUGACAGGGGAGCUGACGACCAUACGGGCCAGAGCAGGGGAACAGGCCGCCGAGAUUGCCACUCUUCGCUCGGGCCUAGCUGCCCGCGGUGCGGAAGCUGAAGACCUCCGGGAGCAGCUUCUGGAGGCCACCACCGCACACGAGCAUUACGUGUGGGACACGGAACAGGAGCUGGAGCAACUCCAAGGGCAGGCGGAUAUCCUGGCUGCUGAGGUGGAGCACUUGCAUGUACGGUUGAGCGAGGCGGUGGCCGAGAAGGACGCGGCGCUGUCCCGGGGCCUGGAGCGCGUGGAGGGCGACUUGGCGGCGGUUACUGACGAGCGAGAUGACCUGGCGCAGAGGAUACGGUUCCUUGAGCGGCAGCUGCACAAGCUGCGUACGGAAAUGAGCUCCCACGUGGACAGCACCUCAGCCGAGGUGCAGACUGACCCCGUGGAGUGGGGGCCGCAGGAGCAGGAGGACGUGCCGGACGACUGCAGCGACACCCCCUCCCUGGCGGAGAUCAGAGCCCGCUACACGGCACACGGCUAUGGCGCCCUGACGCCGGAGGAGCGCCUGCGGCUGGGUCUGCCGCCCCACAUGGGCUCCGAAACCAACAAGGAACACAAGGGCCGCAAGCGCAGGAGGGCGCUGGGACACUUCGAGGGCCUUAUUUCCAGCGACAAGCCCGGCCGGGUGCGGGGCCUUCCCUGGACCAUGAACGUCAUUUCCGCCAUCUAUUACGACAAGCUGCAAGCAGACUCUGUGAGCGACCGCGAAUGCAAUCCACGUCAGCGUCUGGCGGAGUUUGCCGUGGACUGGCACAUGACGCGGUUUGGGCUCCGAAACCUCGCGGAGCUGCACCUGCUGGAUCUCAUCGCCAGUGUACGACAACACUACAAGACGUCCGUACGCGUGCGCUGGUUCGGGCAGUUCACAGGUCUUGUGGAGGUGGGAGACAGCGUGGAUACCACCCCGCACGUGUCCUUCUACCUCACAGUGCUGUCGCAGCUGGCUGCGCCCAACUCCCUCGUCUCACUCUUCCCCGACACUGGCGGGGAGGAGGGCGGCGGCACACCCCCCGUCGCCAUUAAAGCAGCCGGCCUGCCAGAAGCCACGCGUGCCGUGUUCCGGUACCUGGGCGAGCCGGAGGGUGCCGUACCGUUCCUUGCUCGAUCCGUGGAUCCGAUUACGGAUCCGAUAUCGCAGCUGGUUCCGUUGGAUCCAUUGGUGGCGCUGUUCAUGGCAGAGUAUCAGAAGAGGUGGGAGCGCAACGCGGCUCAUUUGCGGGCGCUCUUCCGCGCCGGUGAUUACGAUGACGACGGCCUUAUUGGAUACGACGAAUUCGCCGGCAUUAUACGACAGAUGUUACCUGACGCGGCGGCGGCGGACCGGCUGGCGCCCAAGAUUUACGGCGAUGCGAUGCGGCGGCUGCCGGACGGGCAGUCGAUGCUCGAUGCGGAUACAUUUUUGGCCGCCGCUCGAGCUUUUGGCUGGGAUCGCUGGCGCGUUGAGGUCGGCCCCGCCGGCCCCAUCGCCUCAUACCCCUCCGGAAUUAGCGCGAAGUCCUCCGCGCCGCCAGCGAACUGGGCAGUAGCUGCUGCCACAACGUCCCCGGCGGUGGCGGCGGCGGCGCCGCCGCCGCCGGCGGUGUCUGCAUCGCCCUCCACGGCCAGCGUCCUGCCUGUAGGCGGCGCCGCCGGUGCGGCGGCGGCGACGGCGACUGGGUCGAGGCCCAGCUCCGGAGCCAUAACGCGGAGCGAGAGCGCCAUGGCGCGUACCGCGCUAGGUGCGGCGUCGAUGAAAGCAAUGGCGGUGGCGGCAGCGGCGGUGGUGGUGGCGCCGCCGGCGCCACCAAUGGCGCCGUUGGCGCCGUCGUACAGCCGUGCGAUUUCCAAUCUGCGACGGGAGGAGAGCGUGGUGGGCCUCACCGAAUCAGACAGGGCCCUUUUGCGCGUCCUGGACGGCGCACUGGAGGGGUUAGAUCCCCCCCUGGACGAUCAGGUUUCGGCGCUGCUGGACAAACUGCGUGGUGCCGUGGCGGCCGCGCAGCAGCAGGCGGCGGUGGCGGCGGCGGCGGCGGCUGCCGUACCAGGUCUGGAAAUGAUGCCGUCCACGAAGGAAUUGACGUCGGCCAUUGCCGCCGACAGCGUGCUGUUAUCAAAGCUGGAGGCCCAAUACACGCACUUCCGUACAGUGUACGGCGAACGCACGGACCCGGCGGCGGCGUGGCUGGCGUUCCGGUUGCUCAUGGCAUCGCUGGCGGCGGCGACGGCGGGCUCCCGCGCCCGCCUCUCCCGCUCUCGUCCCGGGAGCGCCAAGGGGACCGUGGCCUGGGGGUUGCCACGCAGCGUCAUGAGGCUCACCGUGCCGCCACUGCCCUUCCGUGCCGGGAGCUCCUCCCGCGCGCUCAACAGCGGUGGCGGCUCUGGGGUCAGCCGCCGCAACACCCCCCAAUCGGCUCUGGGGUACAGCCUAGGCGCCGGGCUGGGGGCCGCAGCGGCCGGGGGCUCAGGGGCCGGGGGCUCGGCGGCGGCGUUGGCUGGGGUGGGGUCGUUGCCGCAGGUCCCCAGCGGGGUCAGCGGGAGCAGCAGUUUCUACGGGGGUGGCAGCCUCGGAGGCGGCGGCGGCGAGGGUAGUGUGGCCAGCGGCGUGGGAUUGGCGGCGCCGUCGCCGCUGUCUCGAAGUGCCAGUCGUUCGCCGAUGGGGCUGGCGAGGUCGACGGAUGCGCCGCCAGGCCGACCCAUGGGUCUAGUGCAGGUCAUCCAGGGCGGCAACAGCUUCUCCGACCGCCACCACUCCCCGAGCCCCCUCGUCGUACCCUCCCCAACCACCUCCGUACAGCUACACCGCAUGCCCCUGCCCACCACUCUGUCCGCACGAGGCGGGGGCCCCGGCACCCCCACGGCCGCCGCCGGUGGUGGUGGUGGUGCUCCGGGGGGAGCCAGCACCCCCACGAAACGGGGGGUGGUGUUCUCGUUCGGAAGCGCACCACCGACUGCAGUGCCGCAGCCCGCUGCCGCCGCCGCCGCCGUCGCCGCCGCCUCUGUCUCUUCUGACGGCCUUUCCUCGCGAACACCAUGGCUGGAGCGGAGGGGGCAGCAGCAGCAGGAGCCGCCGCCGCCGCCGCAGGAGGAGGAGGAGGAGGAGGAGGGAGAGGCACCACAGGAGAGGGCAGCGGCGGCAGAGGUGCAAGGCGGCGGCGACGGCGGCGGCGGCGGAGGAAUUCCGGUGGGGAGUGAGGAGGCAGCGGUGGCGCCUCCGGGGCCCCCUCCACCGCCGCCCGCAGGCGCUAUUUCUGCCCCCGAGUCGUGA